Messenger RNA from Schistocerca americana (American grasshopper), 2031 nucleotides. Its product is annotated as spore wall protein 2-like. Bases 1 to 2031 code for a protein of 676 amino acids. The transcript has 5 exons. NCBI's taxonomy places the organism in Eukaryota, Metazoa, Arthropoda, Insecta, Orthoptera, Acrididae. The record is from RefSeq and is a predicted model, not a curated record.
AUGCAUCAGCUCCGAGCAGGAGGCAACUUAAUCCGUUACACAUGGGAUGAAGAUUUCAUCACAGCGAAGGCCAGGUACACAGCGAGCAGUGACACCUGCACACUGACUACCACCAUUGCUUGGGUGCAAAUUGCUGCCCAUGCAGUGAUAGGCAAUGAGCCAGCCACACCAGCCGCAACUGUUGCUGAUGUGAUAGGCAGCAGCGACAUCGGUCUCAACCGCGCCAAUCCUGUGCGCGACAGCCGAGCAGAAGCACAAAAAUUUGGUGGGACAAAUCCGGCUGGUCAGGGAAGGCAAGGAGAAGAAGGCAAGGAGAAGAAGGCAAGGAGAAGAAGGCAAGGAGAAGAAGGCAAGGAGAAGAAGGCAAGGAGAAGAAGGCAAGGAGAAGAAGGCAAGGAGAAGAAGGCAAGGAGAAGAAGGCAAGGAGAAGAAGGCAAGGAGAAGAAGGCAAGGAGAAGAAGGCAAGGAGAAGAAGGCAAGGAGAAGAAGGCAAGGAGAAGAAGGCAAGGAGAAGAAGGCAAGGAGAAGAAGGCAAGGAGAAGAAGGCAAGGAGAAGAAGGCAAGGAGAAGAAGGCAAGGAGAAGAAGGCAAGGAGAAGAAGGCAAGGAGAAGAAGGCAAGGAGAAGAAGGCAAGGAGAAGAAGGCAAGGAGAAGAAGGCAAGGAGAAAAAGGCAAGGAGAAAAAGGCAAGGAGAAAAAGGCAAGGAGAAAAAGGCAAGGAGAAAAAGGCAAGGAGAAGAAGGCAAGGAGAAGAAGGCAAGGAGAAGAAGGCAAGGAGAAGAAGGCAAGGAGAAGAAGGCAAGGAGAAGAAGGCAAGGAGAAGAAGGCAAGGAGAAGAAGGCAAGGAGAAGAAGGCAAGGAGAAGAAGGCAAGGAGAAGAAGGCAAGGAGAAGAAGGCAAGGAGAAGAAGGCAAGGAGAAGAAGGCAAGGAGAAGAAGGCAAGGAGAAGAAGGCAAGGAGAAGAAGGCAAGGAGAAGAAGGCAAGGAGAAGAAGGCAAGGAGAAGAAGGCAAGGAGAAGAAGGCAAGGAGAAGAAGGCAAGGAGAAGAAGGCAAGGAGAAGAAGGCAAGGAGAAGAAGGCAAGGAGAAGAAGGCAAGGAGAAGAAGGCAAGGAGAAGAAGGCAAGGAGAAGAAGGCAAGGAGAAGAAGGCAAGGAGAAGAAGGCAAGGAGAAGAAGGCAAGGAGAAGAAGGCAAGGAGAAGAAGGCAAGGAGAAGAAGGCAAGGAGAAGAAGGCAAGGAGAAGAAGGCAAGGAGAAGAAGGCAAGGAGAAGAAGGCAAGGAGAAGAAGGCAAGGAGAAGAAGGCAAGGAGAAGAAGGCAAGGAGAAGAAGGCAAGGAGAAGAAGGCAAGGAGAAGAAGGCAAGGAGAAGAAGGCAAGGAGAAGAAGGCAAGGAGAAGAAGGCAAGGAGAAGAAGGCAAGGAGAAGAAGGCAAGGAGAAGAAGGCAAGGAGAAGAAGGGCGUCCUACAGGAUGACACUUGGGCCAUUAAAAUAAAGAAAACUUUACUGAAACUGGUGGGCAGUGUUCAUCUGGCGGGAGAGACUGGACAGAUUGCAAUGGCAGCCCCACGUGACUGGCCCCAGCAUCUUCCGCCAGCUGAGGCCACAGAACGUAAGGACGUCGUUCAGGACGAAUCUUUGGUCAAGAACUUUACUAUCAGAAUACAACCGGUGGACACGGAUAGUCCACCGAAGCUGAGUAAGCCACUGCCAGUGCCCAUGACCCCACGUGACACGCCCCCGCAACUGUCUCCAAUCGAGGGGGUAGGACUUCAGGCUGUGCAGUACAACGACGCUCGCUGCAGUACUGAAUCUGAAGCGAGCAACUCAGACAGCCUGCAACUCCCCUUGUCGAAGCGCUGGAAGUAUGAACUGCUACCGAUCUCAGACAGUUCGCCCACCGCCAUCAGGGCCAAGCUAACGCGGAGCGCACAAGCCUAUGACGAUUCCAACGACGAUGAUAGGUCUCUGCAGGAAGAAAACGAUUUCAGUGAAGAUGCAGAGGAUGCGUUAUGUCAGCAAGAUGGCCCAUAA